CACCCGGUGCCCGGCACACCGCAUUCCGACACCGUCCGCCGGCACGCACACGUCUCUCGCGCUCAGUCGCUGCGUACAGGUCUAUUGCUACUGCUGCUCCUGCUCCUGCUCUCGUCGUCACCGAUAAUAAUAAUAAUUUUUUAUUAUCACAGUGAUUAUUAUUUUUAUUUUAAUCGUUUCACCGACGCGUUCGUGUUACGAUCAGUGCGAUUUCGUUUUGAAUCUACGACAGUGGUUCAUUACAAUUAUUUUACACAAUACCUACUCUACGUCCGAAUUCGUCAACAAUCGUCGUCAUGUCUUCUGUCGCCACUGAAAUGCAACAACCCGUCUCCAGGACUUACCAAUACAGAAAGGUCAUGAAACCAAUGUUGGAACGCAAACGCCGUGCCCGCAUCAACCGGUGCCUGGAUGAACUCAAAGAACUCAUGGUGGUCGCCCUGCAAUCUGAAGGCGAGAACGUCAGCAAACUGGAAAAGGCUGACAUACUCGAGCUGACUGUCCGACACCUCCACAAGCUGCGCCGGCAACAACGGCUUUCCGGCAACCCGGUGACCGAGAUGGACCGAUUCCGCGCAGGUUACACGCGCUGCGCGUCCGAAGUGUCCAGAUGCCUGGCCGCUACGCCCGGCCUGGACGUCACUUUGGGCGCCAACCUCAUGACCCACCUGGGCCACAGGCUCAACUCGAUCCAACCGACCGGGCCGGCAACAACCACAGCCUCGUCACCGGCCACUCCACUGACGCUCAACACCGACACAUCCUCGUCCUCGUCGUCGGCGUCCUGCUCGUCUUCAUCCUCGGCGUCGUCGUCCUGUUCGUCACCACCACCGCCCCAGUCGCCUACCGGCAGCACCACCUCGUCGUAUCCGAUGCCACUGACGCCCAACUCGAUGGACGGCACUUCCACCGGACUCCUCCAAGUCGUCGACAUGUCCCUGAAAAACGACAACGCCUCCGUGUGGAGACCUUGGUAAAACUUCCAACCGCCGUGUAACCCACACACCCACACAAACUCACACGCGCGCGCGAUUUACCAAUUAUUUUAUACAUUACGAUAUUAUUAUUUGUCUCGAUUUGAAUUUUUUUUUUCUUGUUAUUGCCUACACUUUAUGUUGUAUCGUUUUUCUUGUUAUGUUAUACAUUCUCUGGAAAAAUCAACCAAACGCCUGUAUAACGGGACGCGGACGCAAACGGGUUUUAUCGAACUUUUUACGCUUAAAUGAACGAAAAGAUUUUGACAUACAUAUGAUAUAUUAUUAUUAAUAUUAUUGUAUGCGUAUAGUUUUUGAUAAAUUAUUAUAAGGCAUUUUUUUAUUCGCACGCGUUCAUAUAUAUAUAUAUAAUUACUAUAUUUAAAUAUAUUUAUAAACAUGUUUAAUUUUUUUUUUUAAUUUUUUAAAAAUAUGACCCUGUGAUAUACCAUCGUUUAGAUAUAGACUAUAAUAUAUUAUUAUAUUAUGACGACUAUGUAAAAAAAAAACAAAAAAUGGUAUAAAUUUAAUUUGUUCUCGUAUAUAUAUAAUUUAUAAUAUUGUAGUCGGUAGUCGUCCUACCUCAUCAUUCAUUAUAUGUGUAUUAUAGUAUAUCGUAUGAUAUUAUUUAUUAUUUUUAUUUGUGACAUAAUACUGUGUACACUGUACACGCAUUCAUAAUAUUAUAGCCUGCGUGUAUGGUUAUUUUUUUUAUAUAGACUGUGAUAUAAUGAUAUAAUAUGUUUUAGUAAAUACUAUGAUUAUUUACCCA
This is a messenger RNA of Myzus persicae (green peach aphid), 1746 nucleotides long. Its product is annotated as enhancer of split mgamma protein-like. Lineage: Eukaryota; Metazoa; Arthropoda; Insecta; Hemiptera; Aphididae. Gene Ontology annotation, biological process: regulation of transcription by RNA polymerase II; anterior/posterior pattern specification; regulation of neurogenesis. Gene Ontology annotation, molecular function: protein dimerization activity; DNA-binding transcription factor activity, RNA polymerase II-specific; RNA polymerase II cis-regulatory region sequence-specific DNA binding. Gene Ontology annotation, cellular component: nucleus. The record is from RefSeq and is a predicted model, not a curated record. The transcript has 2 exons. Bases 297 to 977 code for a protein of 226 amino acids.